AUGGCUGCUGGAGGAAGAUGCGGGGAGACGGUGGAACAGUGCCGGGCAGAGGUGGAGCGUUUGACCCGUGAGCUGGCGGAGGCGAACCGGGAGAAGAUCCGGGCUGCGGAGUGCGGUCUGGUGGUUCUGGAGGAGAACCAGACCCUGAAGCAGCAAUAUUCGGAUCUAGAGGCCGAGCAAGAGGGGCUCCGACAGGAGCUGGAGCAGCUACAAGAGGCGUUUGGCCAGACCUUCUCCACCCAGCGCAAGGUGGCUGCGGACGGGGAGACCAACGAGGAGAACCUCUUGCAGGAGUCAGCCACUAAGGAGGCAUACUACACGAGUCGCCUGCUGGGGAUCCAGUCAGAGCUCAAACAGAGCCGGGCCGUCACAGUCAACACGCAGGCCGACAACGAACACCUCAGUACCCUGCUGCAGGAGCUCAGAGAGAGUAAUGAGAUGUUGGAGCUGCAGCGGAGCCGGAUGAGAGAGGAGAUCAGGGAGUAUAAGUUCAGAGAGGCUCGACUCCUACAGGACUACACUGAGCUGGAGGAGGAGAACAUCACCCUGCAGAAACUAGUGUCCACUCUCAAACAGAACCAGGUGGAGUACGAGGGGUUAAAGCAUGAGAUCAAGGUUCUGGAGGAGGAGACCGAGCUGCUGAACAGCCAGUUAGAAGACGCCUUACGUCUCAAAGACAUCUCCGAGGCCCAGCUAGAGGAGGCCCUGGACUCCCUGAAGAGCGAGCGGGAGCAGAAGAAGCACCUCCGCAAGGAGCUGGUCCACCACCUCAGCCUGUGUGACGUCCAAUACACGGGCAGCGCCCACCUCACUUUCACCUCAGCUCCACCUAGUGGCACGGCUACGCCUGUCUCCGCCCUGUCGCCCAACUCAGAGGAGCUGGGCAGAUGUAACGGGCAUCUACAUGGAGGGUCAGGAACUGGGACGGGGACUGGAUCGCUGCCCAGGGCCAAUGGAGAGUGUCGGGGAGCGGGGAGGAAAGGAGAGGGGAUGGUGUCGGAUCUGUUCAGUGAGAUGAACCUGACAGAGAUACAGAAGCUCAAGCAGCAGCUGCUACAGGUGGAGCGGGAGAAAACAGGGCUGUUGAUCAGCCUGCAAGAGUGUCAGACGCAGCUGCAGCAUACACAGGGUGCCCUGAACGAGCAGCACGAGAGGGCCCUCCGCCUCAGCGAGAGAGUCACCGCCCUCAGGCACCUGCACCGGGAAGCCCAUCUCGCCCAGGAGGCCCAGCACGACCAGGAGGCCCACCUCAAUCGAGAGGCCCUGAUGGAGCAGGGAGAAGAGGAAGAGGAGAAAGAGAAGGGAUUAAUACACAGCAGGGGUCAGGCAUUCUGCCACCAGACCCCGGGUCUGGAGAUCCUCCAGUGUAAAUACAGGGUGGCUGUAACCGAGGUGGUCGAGCUAAAGGCUGAGCUGAAGUCGCUGAGAGAGAGGUACAACCAGUGUGUGGAGGGCGGGGUGGAGGAGAGGACGCGCGGAGAGGCCCAGCACAGAUCUCUGGAGCAGCAGGUGGGGAGGCUGGAGAGGAGCUGCCGGGAAGGUAGGGAGAAGGUGGGGGGCCUGGAGACGGAGCUGAGAACAGCCAAGAACAUGGCCAGCGAGAGCCAGGGGGCGCUCAACGCAGCACAGGACGAACUGGUCACCUUCAGCGAGGAGCUGGCUCAACUUUACCACCACGUCUGCCUCUGUAACAACGAGACGCCCAACCGGGUGAUGCUAGACUACUACAGACACGGCAGAGGACUAAGGGGUAUCAGUGCCUCGCUCAAGGGUGACGACACCCGCGUUCUACUCACGCCCCGCCUUGCCCGGCGGCUCGCAGCCGUUGCCGCUGCAACCUCGUCGUCCACGGCGGAGUCUCGCAGCCCCUCGGAAUCCCCAUCCAAAGAGCGGUUGUCAGGAGAGGGAGGCCGGGACGGGGGGAGGGACAGAGACAGUCCUGUACCCCGCACCCCUCCUACGGGCUCCCCCAGCAUCAGUGCCUCUUCCUCAUCUUCCUCAUCAUCAUCGUCGCCUGCGGUAGAGCCAGCUGGAGACCUGCGUAGGGAACCCAUGAACAUCUAUAACCUCAACGCCAUCAUCAGAGAGCAGGUGAGGCACCUCCAGAGGGCAGUGGACCGGUCACUGCAGCUGUCCAGACAGAGGGCUGCAGCCAGGGAACUGGCCCCACUGUUUGACAAGGACAAAGAGGCCUGUAUGGAGGAGAUACUGAAGCUCAAGUCCCUGCUCAGCACCAAGAGAGAACAGAUCGCUACCCUCAGACUGGUGCUCAAAGCGAACAAACAGACUGCAGAGAAUGCCCUGGCCAACCUGAAGAGUAAGUAUGAGAAUGAGAAGCACAUGGUGACAGACACCAUGAUGAAGCUGAGGAACGAACUGAAGGCCCUGAAGGAGGACGCUGCCACCUUCUCAUCGCUCAGAGCCAUGUUCGCCACCAGGUGUGACGAGUAUGUGACUCAGCUGGACGAGAUGCAGAGGCAGCUGGCUGCGGCGGAGGACGAGAAGAAGACGCUCAACUCCCUCCUGCGGAUGGCCAUCCAGCAGAAACUAGCCCUGACCCAGCGUCUGGAGGACCUAGCCUUCGACCAGGAGCAGUCGCACCGCACCCGCGGCGGCAAGGUGGCCCGCAUGAAGAGCAGCACCCCCAAAUCUCUCAUAGAUCGUCAGAAGUCUGCUGCCACAGUGCCGCCAGUCUCCUCACAGCUAAGGUGGGAGAAGGCCUCCCAAGCCAGCAGACGUAGCAUUGUGUCGGCUAUCCGGGAGUACCGAGCUCACUGCCCCCUGAGCAGCUACAGCAGCAGUCCUCCACGAGUGCCUCUCCUUUGGCUCGCCCAGCCGCCUUGUCCCCCUGGUCCUCUAUAA
Messenger RNA from Salvelinus namaycush (lake trout), 2862 nucleotides. Its product is annotated as protein bicaudal D homolog 1-like. The record is from RefSeq and is a predicted model, not a curated record. Gene Ontology annotation, biological process: protein localization to organelle; regulation of microtubule cytoskeleton organization; microtubule anchoring at microtubule organizing center. NCBI's taxonomy places the organism in Eukaryota, Metazoa, Chordata, Actinopteri, Salmoniformes, Salmonidae. Gene Ontology annotation, molecular function: cytoskeletal adaptor activity; dynein intermediate chain binding; dynein complex binding. Gene Ontology annotation, cellular component: Golgi apparatus; cytosol. The coding region runs from base 1 to 2862 and encodes 953 amino acids. The transcript is spliced from 10 exons.